Messenger RNA from Zophobas morio, 2068 nucleotides. It is a transcript of the gene nab, whose product is annotated as NGFI-A-binding protein homolog. The coding region runs from base 143 to 1813 and encodes 556 amino acids. Gene Ontology annotation, biological process: negative regulation of DNA-templated transcription. Gene Ontology annotation, cellular component: nucleus. The transcript is spliced from 9 exons. The record is from RefSeq and is a predicted model, not a curated record. Lineage: Eukaryota; Metazoa; Arthropoda; Insecta; Coleoptera; Tenebrionidae. Gene Ontology annotation, molecular function: transcription coregulator activity; transcription factor binding.
GGAGAGGGAGAAAAAUAAACUAAAAUCGCCAGGUUUGCUGCAGUUGUGGUUCGGACGGUUCAGAAGUUGCAAUCUUGCAACAACUACCUCACUCUACCGCCGAUCGCAUUCCGAUUUCCCGCAUUUUCUCGCUGCAUUUUACAUGGUGUGUGAAAUGGACUCGACGGGUAACAACGAGGAUGGCAGAGCCAGUGCCGAGCCUGCCGGUGCCGCUUCCGGGACUAUACUUUCCGGUGGAAAUUGUGCCAAUGCCAGACAGUCGCCGAAAGUGUGCGUCCCGACGCCGACACCGAAUUUGACUGUGGCCCACAGGAACUCGACGUCGCCGUCCUUGCCCAAGAAGAUCAUGAGCAGGAACCACAACAACACAAUUUUUCCGACAUUUUGUCCCAAAAACUUAGCGGAACUACAAUUAUACAGGGUGAUGCAAAAUGCCUCGUUGUUGGUUUAUUACGACACACUUCUCGAAAUGGGCGGUGACGACGUCCAGCAACUGUGUGACGCCGGAGAAGACGAGUUUUUAGAAAUAAUGUCACUCGUUGGAAUGGCGUCUAAACCGCUACAUGUACGGAGAUUUCAAAAAUCCUUGCAAGAGUGGGUCACAAAUCCUAAUAAGUUCAAAGUACCUUUAGUGCCAGGAGACGAUUUUGAAAUAGAACUAUCCAGUCCCAGAGUUACUAGCAAUCACGGAUUCUAUUCAGUAGAUAGUGAUAGUAGAACAAUCUAUUCGCCAUCUCCUGGAGAUGUUUGUGCCUUACCCCCCAUUGCUAGCCCUGGGUUAACUUUAAGUAAAAGGCCUUAUUCACCACUAGAUCCUUCUUGUCCUCCUUCAUCUAGUUCGAGCCCCGGAAGCAGUAUGUCGCUUCAGUCUACCCCCACACUGAUCGAUUCUCAGAUCGCCAAAUUAGCAGCAGCCGCUGAAAGACUGAGCAAACAUUUGCCACAAUUUGAACCAAAAUCGCACAACACGAAAAAGAAAGUUUGUAAGGAGUUGGAGCUGGUCAUGUCGAUGCCCGAAAACGACCCACGCCGCAUGGACGAAAUCCGAAGAUACGCCGCUAUUUACGGGCGUUUUGACUGCAAACGGAAGCCAGAGAAACCGCUGACGCUGCACGAGGUGUCCGUGAACGAGGCUGCGGCCCAAAUUUGCAGAUUCAUUCCAGCUUUGUUGACCCGAAGAGACGAACUCUUUCCCCUUGCUCGGCAAGUGGUGAAAGACUCGGGUUGCUACUAUUCCAAGACACACGAUUUUAGGUUGUCGACGAUGUACUUGCACAAGAGUCUGGCUCAGGAUAGGGAUGUUUUGGACGCGAGGUGCAGUCCGAGAAUAGCGGCUGGCGACAUGGAAGGUAUCUUAGCGAAAAAACCAAAACUUGAAACAAAUUCUGAUGGGGACGAUCAGCGGCAGGAAACAAGUUCAGAGGAAAAUGUAAUUGUGCGAACUUCACUGCAUUCUUUGUUUCACAAUAACACGAAAAGUCAUAUUCAAAGCAGAGAUAAUUCGACGAGACGAUCUUCCCUGGCCAUCGAUUUCGACGAUGGAGAUUCUCAUUUUUCGUAUAGUAACUCAAAUUCGCCUUCGCAGAACAGCGCCCACGAUCAAGACUCGUAUUCAGGACCAAAUUCGCUUCAGAAAAGAAAUGAAGAUUCCAAUGAAGCCGAGGAAGAUUCAAGAAAAAUGUCCCCUAAAGUUCAAAUAAUUGCAGCCAGUGGUGAUAACAUUAUAGCGGUUGCGAACCCAGCUUUAGCGAUGUCGCCAGCGAUAAUAGCCCCUUUGGUAGAUACAAGAGAAAGAAAUCUAGAGAAGGAAUGACUGACUUAUUACCUUUGUGAUUUUUUAGAAGUGUUAAUUGACUGAACCAAUUCUUGACUUGUUAAGUUAAAUGCUACGAUAUAUAUAUUUAUUUACUCUUUUUUUUAUACCUUUUUGUAAUAAAUGUUUUGUUUGUGUGACUAUAUAUUGUUUGUCAUACUGUCAUGCUUACGUUAGCACAAAUCAAAUACUUUUUUAAGUUUUAUACUGGAUGCGAAUGUAGCGAUUAUUUUUCAAUAUAAUGAAAGCUCUGUU